This is a messenger RNA of Pogona vitticeps (central bearded dragon), 957 nucleotides long. Lineage: Eukaryota; Metazoa; Chordata; Lepidosauria; Squamata; Agamidae. The record is from RefSeq and is a predicted model, not a curated record.
AUGUCUACCUUGGGAUCAGACACAGAGGUAAAAAAUGAAACACAGCUAUCAGAAUUCAUCAUCCUUGGCUUCAAUAUGCUGCAGGAGAUACAUUUCUUUCUCUUCGGCUCUUUCUUGAUAAUUUAUCUCUUCACAGUGCUGUGGAACACCUUCAUUAUCAUCUUAGUCAUAAUGGAUCAGAAGCUAAGAACGCCCAUGUAUUUCUUUCUUGGGAACCUUUCCUUUCUUGAUAUUUGUUACAGUACUACUACCAUUCCUGAGAUGCUAGAUGUCCUUCUCACAGAAAGAAGUUACAUCUCUUAUGCAGCCUGUGUCCUUCAACUGUACUUUUUUUUCUCCUUUGUGGGCACUGAAUGUCUUCUUCUGGCAAUCAUGGCUUUUGACCGCUAUAUUGCCAUUUGCAACCCUUUGCGUUAUUUACUGGUUAUGCGAAGGAACAUUUGUGUGCAACUGGCUGCAGCAUGCUGGGCUGGUGGUUUCCUCAAUUCUGCAAUACACACAUAUUUUGCCUUCCAGUUACCAUUCUGUGGAGAUAAUCACUUAGAUGCUUUCUACUGUGACAUUCCACCACUGCUAAAACUGUCCUGUGGAGACAUUUCCCUCAACCAAAGACUCCUACUAACCAUUGGCUUAUUCAUAGCUUGGACACCCUUUUUCUGCAUCCUUUUAUCAUAUGCUUCUAUUAUUUUAACGGUCUUGAAGAUAGGUUCCAAUGAAAGUAAGCAAAAAGCUUUCUCCACAUGCUUUUCACAUCUCACUGUAGUUAUUCUCUAUUAUGGCAGUUGUGUUUUCACUUACUUGAGACCUAUUUCCUCCCAAACAUCUCUGAAUACAAAGCUAAUCCCCCUGAUGUACAGUAUCUUGACUCCACUACUGAAUCCUGUUAUAUAUACUUUGCGCAACAAGGAUGUGAAGGAGGCUUGGCAAACCAUACUGGAAAAAAUUAGAACACUGUAG